Messenger RNA from Miniopterus natalensis, 3347 nucleotides. The record is from RefSeq and is a predicted model, not a curated record. Lineage: Eukaryota; Metazoa; Chordata; Mammalia; Chiroptera; Miniopteridae.
AUGCCCUCCUGGGCCCUCUUGGUGGUCACCUCCUGCCUCCUCCUGGUCCCCCAAAACCUGGCACAAGUCACCAGCCAAGAUGCCUCCUUGCUGGCCUCGGACCCAGAGCCCCUGAACUGUUUUUCUCGAACAUUUGAGGACCUCACUUGCUUCUGGGAUGAGGAAGGGGCAGCACCCAGUGGAACAUACCAGCUGCUGUAUGCCUACCCAGGGGAGGAGCCCCGUGCCUGCCCCCUGAGUUCCCAGAAUAUGUCCCCCUUUGGAACUCGAUAUGUGUGCCAGUUUCCAGCCCUGGAUGAUGUUCGUCUCUUCUUUCCACUGCGCCUCUGGGUGAAGAACGUGUUCCUGAACCUCAACCUGACCCAGCGGGUGCUCUUUGUGGAUCAUGUGGGCCUACCAGCUCCCCCCAAUAUCAUCAAAGCCAUGGGUGGGAGCCAACCAGGGGAACUUCAGAUCAGCUGGAAGGCCCCAACUCCUGAAAUCAGUGAUUUCCUGAGGCACCAACUCCGCUAUGGUCCCAAGGAUCCCAGGAACUCCACUGGUUCCACAGUCAUGCAGUUGCUGUCCACAGAAACUUGCUGCCCAGCUCUGCGGAGGCCAAACCCAGCCCCAGCUCUGGAUCAGCCUGCAUGUGCAGAGCCCAUGAGGCCCCAACAAGACAGACCAGAACAGACCUUCCCAACUAGAGAAGCUCCAUCUCUGACAGUGAUGAGUGGAAGCUGCCUCAUCUCAGGGCUCCAGCCUGGGAAUUCCUACUGGCUCCAGCUGCGCAGCCAACCUGAUGGGGUCUCCCUCCAUGGCUCCUGGGGACCCUGGUCCCACUCUGCAACCGUGGACCUGCCUGGAGAUGCAGUGGAAAUUGGACUGCAAUGCUUCACCCUGGACUUGAAGAAUGUUACCUGUCAGUGGCAGCAACAGGACCACGCUAGCUCCCAAGGCUUCUUCUAUCACGGCAGGCCAUGGUGCUGUCCCAGAGACAGGGACCCCAUCUGGGAGAAGUGUGAAGCAGAGGAGAAAAAUCCAGGAUUACAACCCUCCCAGUUCUCCCGCUGCCACUUCAAGUCACGAAAUGACAGCGUUAUUCACAUCCUUGUGGAGGUGACCACAGCCCAGGGUGCCUUUCACAGCUACCUGGGCUCCCCUUUCUGGAUCCACCAGGCUGUGCUCAUCCCCACGCCAAACUUGCACUGGAGGGAGGUCUCCAGCGGGCAGCUGGAAUUGGAAUGGCAGCACCCAUCAUCCUGGGCAGCCCGAGAGACCUGCUAUCAGCUCCGAUACACAGGAGAAGGCCAUCAGGACUGGAAGGUGCUGGAGCCGCCCCUGGGCGCGCUGGGGGAGACUCUGGAGCUGCGCCCGCGCUCCCGCUACCGCCUGCAGCUGCGCGCGAGGCUCCACGGCCCCACCUUCCAAGGCCCGUGGAGCGCCUGGUCCGACCCGGUGCGGGUGGAGACCGCCUCGGAGACCGCUGACUGGAAUGUAGUCUCUAUGCACCUAGCCAGGACCAACAAAAAAGUUAGGGGGGAAGGAUGUGAUGCUGCUGAACCUUUUCCCCAGUUUACCAGGAACCUGAGGCAUGCCCUGUGGCCCUCACUUCCAGACCUGCACCGGGUCCUAGGCCAGUACCUUAGGGAUACUGCAGCCCUGAGUCCGCCCAAGCCUGCAGUCUCAGAUGUCUAUGAGGAAGUGGAACCCAGCCUCCUUGAAAUUCUACCUAAGUCCUCAGAGAAGACUCCAUUGCCCCUAUGUUCCUCCCAGACCCAGAUGGACUACCGAGGAUUACAGCCCUCUUGCCUGGGGACCAUGCCCCUGUCUGUGUGCCCACCCAUGACUGAGUCAGGAUCCUACUGCACCACUCACAUUGCCAACCAUUCCUACUUACCGCUGACCUGUUGGCAGGCCCCUCAUUCCCAGUACCCUGGCCAGAUCCAAACUCUCUAGACCUUUCUUCCCAUUCUCUCUACCCACCCUACCCCAUCCCAUCCCACCCCACCCCAACACCAUACACAUCUCAGACCUCACUUUCAUCCCCCUUGUUGACCCUCAUAGCUGGGCUUCACAACACUGAUCUUGCAGUAUUGCUGCUGACAUAAAUCCAGGACCCUCUUUCCUCAGGAGACUCAUUUAUUUGACUAAGCUCUAACUUCCACCUUCUUUCUCUCUCCUCUUUAAUGCCACGCUCCUUGAAAAGAAGUCUUCAUGCUUCCCCACUUUUCAUUUGCUCUUUAGACUACUUCAGUUAGUUCUUCUACCACUUUGCUAAUUAAACUGCUCAGAGUUCACCUCAAACUCUCUAAUUGCAAGAUCCAAUAGGAACCUUGUUAACCCUCCAUUUAUUUGAUCUCUCUGUGGCAUUUGUCAUGGUGACUACUUGUUUCUGCUUUAAAUUCUCUCCUACCUUGGCUUCCAUAACAUCACAGUCUCUCCUGGUUUUGCUCCUCCAGUGCUUAAGAGCAUAAACUCUGAAGUCAGCACUGAGUUCAAUUCCUGUCAUCUCACUUACUAGCUGUGGGCAAAUAAAGUCUUUGAACCUUAGUUCCUCACCUAUAAAAUAGGGGCAGUGAAACCCUACAGAGAGUUGUGAAUAGGAUUAAGUGAGAUAAUCUAAGGAAAGCACAGUGCCCAGGACAUAGUGUUUAAUAUACCUGAAUGGUUAGAAUUAUUCUUUCUUGUUCUCUUAUCAUGGCAUCUUAUUUAUAGCAGUCCCUCAAGAGUCCAUUCUUAACAGUCUCCAGUUCCAUCCAUUUUCAUGGCUUUAUCCUGACCAUCCCAAAAUUCUUGUCUCCAGCCCAGACUUCUACUACAGCACCUGUGAUGCCUUAUGCAAGUAACUGUUUACAUGUCUGUCUCCCACUACUAGAUUGUGAGUUCUUUGAAGGCAAGGGCUCUGAUUUGUCUUUUCUCCCCUGAGUAGUGCUUGGUGCACGGCAGUAAGCCUCCAAUAAAUGUUUUCUAAAUGAAUGAAAUAUUUCUGGACACUACUACCUUAACCUCAUGCCAACCUCCCUCAUCCAGUAAGCCAUUCACAUACAGCAGUAAAUGUGCUUUGGCCAUUCUAGCUAUGGAUUCCCCUGACAAAAGUGUUUUUGUUUUUUGCUUCUUUUUUUUUUCCUGGCUCCAAACAUACCCACUGUACCAGUCAGGGUCUUGGCAGAAAUAGAUGGCACACCCAAACUGGGUAUCUUGAUGAGAGUUUAAUAAAGGGAAUAUUUAUAAAGAUAAGGCAGGAUUUAGGAAAACUCUCAAGGAAUAGUGCAGUACCCCAGGGCUAACAACAGCUUGGGGCCAGUUCCACCCCUAGGCAUCAAAGGGUAAGGUUAGAGAGUGGUUACUAUAUCUAGGGAGAGUCG